Molecule: messenger RNA, 984 nt
Organism: Mesoplodon densirostris (Blainville's beaked whale)
Lineage: Eukaryota; Metazoa; Chordata; Mammalia; Artiodactyla; Ziphiidae
Gene: GARIN5A
Product: golgi associated RAB2 interactor 5A
Exons: 5
Coding region: 373-873 (166 amino acids)
Cellular component (GO): nucleus
Source: RefSeq, a predicted model, not a curated record
UACCGGGGCCUGACGUCACGGGGCGGGCGCCGCUCCAUCCGGGCCUCCGGGCACCGCCCCUUGGAUGACGCCACAAUCGCGGACGUCUCCUCCGUGACGCAGUCAAACCCUGUCCGUCGCGUUGUGACGUCACAGGGUCCCGCCCUCCCGUUUUCUCCGUGGGCGCCUCCCUCCGCUCCCCCCAAGGGGCGGGGCGUUGCGAUGAAAAGGGCGCACGAGCCUAAGCCGGCCCCUGGUGGAGCAGCGCGGGGCUGACCCGGGGACCUUAGCUCAGCCUCCUGGAACAGACCUGCGAACUUUGCCGCCCAUGUAAAACGCCCCCUGGUUCCAGCCUGUCCCACGCACCGGCCGGGACGGCUCCAACGCCAUCUCAUGAGCGGCGAGUUCGACCAGCUGCGGGAUUUACCCAUGUUUGAGAGCAACUUCGUGCAGGUGACCCGGUUAGGAGAAGUUGCCAACAAGGUCACCAUGGGGGUGGCAGCCUCCAGUCCAGCCCUGGAACUCCCAGACCUGUUGCUUCUGGCGGGCCCUGCCAAGGAGAACGGACGCCUGCAGCUCUUUGGGCUGUUCCCCUUGCAGUUCGUCCAGCUCUUCGUCCACGACGAAAGCCGCUGGCAACUCAAGGUCAAGCUCCGCACCGGCCGCGCCUUCUACCUGCAGCUGCGGGCCCCGCCGGAGACCCGCGACCGCAAGUUCGGCCAGUGGGUGCGGCUGCUCUACAGCCUGCGCUUCCAUUCGGCCCAGGAAGCCGUACCCUUCACGCAGGAGUACUCGGCGCUGGAGGACGACGAGGACGAGGAUCUAACUGAGCAGGAGGAAGUGAGCGGAGGAGCUUCAAGCCAUGGAAGCCAGACUGGACCCACAGACCUCUGAACUCUGGGGACUCUGAUUCCUCCAACAUUAUUUUGAGGUCACUAAAAGACCAGAAAUCAAAGUGUACCCUACCUCGGGGCCGGACAGAUGAAUUAUUAAAGUUAAUAAAUA